Molecule: messenger RNA, 2821 nt
Organism: Antrostomus carolinensis (chuck-will's-widow)
Lineage: Eukaryota; Metazoa; Chordata; Aves; Caprimulgiformes; Caprimulgidae
Gene: CDH20
Product: cadherin 20
Exons: 8
Coding region: 36-1754 (572 amino acids)
Biological process (GO): cell-cell junction assembly; adherens junction organization; multicellular organism development
Cellular component (GO): plasma membrane; catenin complex; adherens junction
Molecular function (GO): cadherin binding; calcium ion binding; beta-catenin binding
Source: RefSeq, a predicted model, not a curated record
UUCUCAAUCUCACAGGCUUAAUUAGGACAGCUCUAAUGAACAUGGACAGAGAAGCAAAAGAAUAUUAUGAAGUGAUUAUCCAGGCCAAGGAUAUGGGUGGACAGCUGGGAGGAUUAGCUGGAACAACCACAGUCAACAUCACCCUCUCUGAUGUCAAUGACAAUCCGCCCCGAUUUCCACAGAAGCAUUAUCAGAUGAGUGUGCUGGAGUCCACUCCCGUCAGCUCCACCGUGGGCCGUGUGGUUGCUAAAGACCUGGAUGAAGGCAUUAAUGCGGAGAUGAAAUACAGCCUCGUGGAUGGAGAUGGACUAGAUGUCUUCGACAUUAACACUGAUCCUAAUUACCAAGUUGGCAUCAUAACUGUGAGAAAGCCUUUAAGUUUUGAGAGCAAGAAAAGUUACACCUUGAAAGUAGAGGGUGCCAACCCCCACCUGGAAAUGCGAUUCCUGAACCUGGGUCCUUUCCGCGACACCACCACUGUCCACAUCAGUGUGGAGGAUGUGGACGAACCUCCUGUGUUUGAGCCCAGCUUCUACUUUGUGGAAGUGCCCGAGGACGUGGAGAUUGGAACCACCAUACAGAUCAUUUCUGCCAAGGACCCGGACGUGACCAACAACUCCAUCAGAUACUCGAUUGACAGGAGCAGUGAUCCAGGGCGGUUCUUUUAUGUCGACAUUACAUCAGGAGCACUGAUGACUGCAAGACCUCUUGACCGGGAAGACGUUUCUUGGCACAACAUCACUGUGCUGGCUGUGGAGCUGAACAACCCAUCACAGGUGGGCAGUGUCUCCGUGACGGUGAAAGUCCUGGAUGUGAACGACAACGCUCCAGAGUUUGCAAGGUUUUAUGAAGCUUUUGUCUGUGAAAACGCCAAAGCGGGGCAGCUGAUCCAGACAGUGAGUGCCAUUGACAGGGAUGACCCACAGGAGGGUCAGCACUUCUACUACAGCCUGGCUCCGGAGGCAGCCAACAACCCCAACUUUACUCUAAGGGACAAUCAAGACAAUACAGCGUGGAUUUUGACAAGGCGCUCUGGCUUCAGACAACAUGAGCAGAACACCUUUUACCUUCCCAUCCUGAUCAGCGACAACGGCCGUCCCGUGCUGAGCAGCACAGGCACGCUGACCGUGCACGUGUGCAGCUGCGAUGAUGACGGCAUGGUGAUGUCCUGCAAUGCAGAGGCCUACGUCCUCCCAGUCAGCCUAAGCAGAGGGGCUCUCAUUGCAAUCCUUGCCUGCAUCUUUGUCCUGCUAGUGCUGGUGCUCCUUAUCCUCUCCAUGCGGCGCCAGCGGAAGCAGCCGUACAUCAUCGACGAGGAGGAGAACAUACACGAGAACAUUGUCAGGUACGACGAUGAGGGCGGCGGGGAGGAGGACACGGAGGCCUUCGAUAUCGCCGCCAUGUGGAACCCACGGGAGGCCCAGCUGGUGGUGAAAAACCGUCAGGACAUGCUCCCUGAAAUAGAGAGCCUCUCCCGAUACGUGCCUCAGGCAUGCGUCAUGGACAACAACGUCCACAACUACGUGCUUGCCAAGCUGUACGAGGCUGACAUGGACCUGUGGGCACCUCCCUUUGACUCCCUCCAGACGUACAUGUUUGAAGGGAACGGCUCGGUGGCAGAGUCACUCAGCUCCCUACAGUCGGUGACGACAGACUCAGACCAGAGCUACGACUACCUGACAGACUGGGGGCCGCGCUUCAAAAAGCUGGCCGAGAUGUACGGUGCCACGGACAGCAGCGGGGCUCUGUGGUAACGGUCCAGGAAUGGCAGAGGGGUUUCCAUGCAAAACAGUGUCCUGUUACGUCUGUACUCAUCAGAUGCUUCCAUGGACAUGGGUGAGGCCUCCUAAAAAAUAGCAAUACGGUGCUUGGAUGAGAAUGGCAAGGGUACGAAUUAAGGUCUCUCUGGAUCAGCUUUACUCAGUUAAAUUCAGUCACAUUUUUGAAACAGUGAGAAGCAGAAGGAAGAAAGUUUUUUCCUGGUUUUUACAGCAAAAUUGGAAAGCUCCACAACUGGAAUAUAAUGACAUUACUCUCUUUAUCUCUUCCUCCCUCUUUCUCUCUCUUACUUGUACAUGGCAGCUUACUGAGCUCUAUAGGUCUGGGUUCAAAAAUCUGUAAACUGCAACUGUAAUCUCUGACUUGCUGAGAAAUUACCAGCACAGAAAAGUGGUUCCCCACCGGUUAUUUUUCCCCCCAUUAAAAAGGAAAAAAAAAUUGCUCGCUAACAAGAGGAAAAAAAAAAAAAUACCACAAAGCAGAAAAUUGAAACUGGAAUCUUAGAGGGCUCUUUGUAAACUAAACCUCCUCUCUCUGUUGCUAACAGAGUCCUUUUUUAAUCCUUUAGAAACAAGACUGAGGGUUUUUUUCCACCUGGCCGAGCAGGCUGGGAAAGAGGCUUUGAAUCUGCUCUAGUUUAAUGGCUGAUCUAUGAGCGUUAACACUAAUCCAUCUCCUAUCAAGUUUGUGUAAAUUUAUUCUCAGCUCUUUAAAACCACGACUCCCCUAAACUGCUCAGAACAAAACCAGAAAAUCUGCCUCUUUUGCACUGUAGAUGUCUCUUCCAUGUGCCAAAUGUGAAGAUUAGAUUCUACCAAUGAAAGCCAAAUAAAUUUAAAUAAAAAGAAAAUGCUAUAUUUGGUAACUACAUGGGUUAGAUGGGCUUUCCUAAUCUGUGUGAGGUCAAUCCAAGGGAUGUUUACAUACUGUAGAUAACCUACUUGAACAAAUGCAGUAUUAUAGACCAAUAAAUGGAUGUAAGAAAAUUACAUGUAUAAGUUUUGUAUAUUUGUUAAUUUUGGUAAUAAAUAUGAUGUACUGC